This is a messenger RNA of Mollisia scopiformis, 393 nucleotides long. RefSeq lists its product as uncharacterized. NCBI's taxonomy places the organism in Eukaryota, Fungi, Ascomycota, Leotiomycetes, Helotiales, Mollisiaceae. The transcript has 3 exons. The coding region runs from base 1 to 393 and encodes 130 amino acids. The record is from RefSeq and is a predicted model, not a curated record.
AUGCAUCUCAAUAUGCCGCUUCUUCUCGCCGGCCUCAUGAGCCUCGCCAUCGCCUCACCAUCUCUUCGCAACGCUAGAUCAGAAGAUAUCUCAUCUACCGAGAUGAUCCUUACCGUCAAUGGAACCUCCUCAGAAGUUCUCGAUCCCGAUUCAAUCAUCAAAUGCGUCAAAGACUGCGCCACUAUCAUCGCAGAUGGCGUUUGCAUCGGCAAAGCUAUCCUUCCUCCUGUAUCACCUACCGCUGUCACGGACGUCUAUGCUUGUGUCAAGAAUGACACUGUGGGUCUCUGCAAUUGCGCAUCUUGUGUUACCGGUGCCAAGGCGCUGGGAGCGUUCCUCACGAAGUACGAUAUCUGCGAUCAAUUGAGCACUAUUACCACUCCCCCGUCAUAG